This is a messenger RNA of Girardinichthys multiradiatus, 5179 nucleotides long. RefSeq names its product protein phosphatase 1, regulatory subunit 12A (gene ppp1r12a). Gene Ontology annotation, biological process: signal transduction. The coding region runs from base 112 to 3354 and encodes 1080 amino acids. The transcript has 27 exons. Gene Ontology annotation, molecular function: enzyme inhibitor activity; phosphatase regulator activity; protein kinase binding. The record is from RefSeq and is a predicted model, not a curated record. Gene Ontology annotation, cellular component: A band; cytoplasm; Z disc. Lineage: Eukaryota; Metazoa; Chordata; Actinopteri; Cyprinodontiformes; Goodeidae.
UCCCUCUCCUCCCCAGCCCUCCCUUCCCACGCCCCAGUGCGCUGUGGGAUAGUGGCUCUAUAAAGUAUACCCUCUCUCGGAGCACGAUAAGAAGCCCGAGACAGGAGGGGGAUGAAGAUGGCGGACGCCAAGCAGAAAAGGAAUGAACAGUUAAAGCGAUGGCUGGGCUCGGAGACGGACCAGGAGCCUCCUGUUCUGAAAAAGAAGAAGACGAAGGUGAAGUUCGAUGAUGGCGCCGUCUUUCUGGCCGCUUGCUCGAGCGGUGAUACCGAGGAGGUGCUCCGUCUGCUUGACCGGGGCGCUGACAUCAACUACGCCAAUGUAGACGGUCUUACUGCUCUCCACCAGGCUUGCAUAGAUGACAACAUUGACAUGGUGACGUUCCUCGUAGAGCAAGGAGCCAGCGUCAACCAGCCAGAUAAUGAGGGCUGGAUCCCCCUCCAUGCUGCAGCUUCCUGUGGAUACCUAGACAUAGCAGAGUACCUGAUUAGCCAGGGUGCUAAUGUUGGAGUUGUGAACAGUGAGGGGGAGACACCUCUGGACAUUGCUGAGGAGGAACCAAUGGAGGAACUUCUACAAAAUGAGAUUAACCGACAAGGGUUGGACAUAGAGGCAGCCCGAAAAGAGGAGGAGCGAAUCAUGCUGAGGGAUGCCCGACAAUGGCUAAACAGCGGUCAGAUUCAGGACACCCGGCAUGCAAAAUCAGGAGGAACGGCGCUCCAUGUAGCCGCUGCAAAAGGAUACGUGGAGGUUUUAAAGCUUUUAAUCCAAGCAGGGUAUGACGUAAACAUUAAGGACUAUGAUGGCUGGACGCCUCUACAUGCAGCAGCACACUGGGGCAAGGAGGAGGCGUGUAGGAUACUCGUGGAGAAUCUGUGUGACAUGGAGCUUGUUAAUAAAAUGGGUCAGACUGCUUUUGAUGUAGCUGACGAAGAUGUAUUGGGAUACUUAGAAGAGCUACAAAAGAAACAAAAUCUGCUGAUGACUGAGAAGAAAGAUGUCAAGAAGUCUCCGUUGAUUGAAACAACAACCACAGGGGACAACAACCAAUCACUGAAAACACUCAAGAGCAAAGAAACGCUGCUUCUGGAGCCAGAAAAGACAGCACCAUGCAUUGAGACCUUAGAGCCAGAGAAGGUGGACGAAGAGGAAGAGGGGAAGAAGGACGAGUCAAGCUGUUCAAGUGAAGAGGAGGACGAAGAAGAUUCAGAGUCUGAAAAUGAAGCAGAUAAGAGCAAGCCUCCAGCAGCGGUGACCAGCAGCACAACGACCACCCCAGCCGCUGUCAGCGUGUCAUCUCCAUCUAGUCCAACAAAUCAGGUGACAACGCCCACUUCACCAGUUAAGAAGGUUGUUCAGCCGGUUGGAAAGGUCUCAACCAAAGUAGAGGAGGAGAGGAAAGAUGAGUCUCCGGCAUCGUGGCGUCUGGGUUUGAGGAAGACGGGCAGCUAUGGGGCGCUCUCUGACAUCACAGCCACAAAGGAAGCUCAGAAGGAAAAGGACACUACAGGCGUGAUGCGCUCUGCCUCAAGCCCUCGCCUCUCCUCAUCUCUGGACAACAAAGAAAAAGAAAAGGAGAAAGACAAAGGAACCCGACUUGCGUACGUGGCCCCAACUAUCCCAAGGAGACUUGCCAGUACUUCAGACAUCGACGAGAAGGAAAACAGGGACUCGACAGCUCUGAUACGUAGUGGCUCAUACACUCGGCGACGAUGGGAUGACGACCUGAAGAACAGUGAAGGAAGCUCCUCUGUCAACCGACCCUCCAGCUACCAGCGCAGCACGUCCCAUACGCUAGCGCUAGGGCGGAGCGGCAGCACGCGGGACGUGCCAGCCAAGUCUUCGUCAACCUCCAGCUUGGACCCUAACACCUGUAAUACUAAACCCUGGCAGCCACCCACCUCCCACUACCCAUCUUACAGCAUUUACCGCAGUGGAUCUUUUGGAAGAAGACACGAGGACCUGAGCCCCUCCUCCACCACCACCUCCUCCUCAACAACCACCACCUCUUCGUCUGUUACCUCGCCCACAGGCCAUCGCGGCCUCCUCUCCAGCCUGGGUUCCUCCUCCACCCGAACUGGCUCCACCUGUCUCACCAGCAGGUACUGGUCAGAGGAGAGUGCAGAGAGGGAGAAGGAGAAGGAGUCUGCUGCAGUCAUCCCCACUAUAAACACUGGUUCUACCACCACCACUACGUCUACCACUACCACCACGGCCAUAUUAACCACUACCACCGGCACUGGCAUAGUCACUGGCACCGGCUCAGAACGACGCAGGUCGUACCUGACACCGGUCCGAGACGAGGAGUCGGAGUCUCAGAGGAAAGCUCGAUCCAGACAGGCCCGUCAGUCGAGGCGGUCCACACAGGGUGUGACUCUGACUGACCUGCAAGAGGCUGAAAAAACAAUUGGCCGGAGUCGUCCCCAAAACACCCGCGAGGAGGAGAAAGAGAAGCAGGACAAGGAGAAGACGGAGACGAGGGAGGAUGAUUACCGAUCAAAGUACCGGAGCUUUGAAGAGCGUUAUCGGCCUUCAUCUUCAUCCUCCACCUCUGCCAUUUCCACCGUCAGCACUGCCUCCACAACCUCCUACUCGGGCUCUUCGUUGUCCUCCAGUUCCAGCUCCCUCAACAGGCCUAACAGUCUGACGGGGAUCACCUCAUCUUAUAGCAGAUCCUCUCGAGAUACAGAAAAAGAAUCGGACAAAAAGGAUGAGGAAAAGGAAGGGGAGGACAAACCCCGCUCCAUACGGGAUCGCAGGCGGCCCCGCGAGAAGAGACGCUCCACUGGGGUGUCCUUCUGGACUCAAGAUGGUGAUGAAAAUGACCCCGAGCAGCAGUCGGACUCAGAGGAUGGCAGCACAAGGGGAGAAUCACAAAGCGACAGAUUGUCCAGAAAUGAGAGCACUUCAUAUUUAGAUCGCAACGAUGCUCUUUUUAGCCGUAGUUACGGUGAGAGUCGAAGGCCGUACUCGAGCCGAUUGGAUAGAGACGACACCACCGACUACAAGAAGCUCUACGAGCAGAUCUUAGCAGAGAACGAGAAGCUGAAGGCCCAGUUACGCGACACUGAUCUGGAGCUGGCAGACUUGAAGUUACAGUUAGAUAAAGCCGCACAGAGGCAGGAACGCUACGCUGACCGAUCCCAGCUUGAGAUGGAGAAAAGGGAAAGAAGAGCUCUAGAAAGGAAGAUUUCUGAGAUGGAGGAGGAACUUAAGAACCUCCCCCAGGUAAAGCAGGUUCAGGCCCUGCGGCAAGUAAAGGAGCGGCUGCAGGCUGAGAAUCGGGCCCUGGCCCGAGUGGUGGCAAAGCUCUCACAGUCGGCCUGCAGCCAGCUGCCCGCCAGCGACCUCUAAGCCACGUCUCCGUCCUCCACCAUCUUCUUUCUCUCUUCUUCCUCUUCCUCCUCUUUGUCCUCUCUUUCUUCUCAUGCUCCAUUUGUGCUCUGCCCUGCACCCGUAGACAGAUGCUCCCAGACUUGAAAGCAGACAACCAGAGACUAAAGGACGAGAACGGAGCGCUCAUUCGAGUCAUUAGCAAGCUUUCCAAGUAGAAACAGACCCACCCACCCCGCCUGCCCUGUCUUCUGCACCCGCUAGUCCCCCAUGGCAGCGACUAAUGGAAUUGCACAUUUAGAUAUUAAUCGCAACAGACAUCAAGAGACAUGACUCUUUCUUUUGCUUUUUUUGUUUCUCCAAACUUUCCCUUUUUGCUUCUUCACCACCGCUGCAGCCACCAUCCAUUCAACAAUCCUCCUCAGCUGUAGUCGUCUUGAUUGGUGUGGCUGCUGUUCUGAUAGAAGCUCUGAGUUUACAGAGCAAAAAGGACAAAGGGUUGUAUGAGAGCAAUGUGGGCGGGGAAGCCUGAAAACUAUUUAACCAAUAAGCCUUAGUUGUACAUAAAAAGAAAAACCCUUGCAUUGAUCUCCUCUCUCAGCUAUCACUGAAGAACAGAUAUUAUCCUUCACCUGAUUUUAUUUGUGCCACCGUCUCUCUUAUUUGACUCUUUGUUUUUUUGUUGCUUCCUUUCCCUCUGUACAUGUGUGCUGUGCGCUUCCCUCCUUCACUCCUUCCAUCCCUGUUUUUAAAGUGCUUCUUCUGUCUAAUAUCUCCUCCCUGUGGCCACUGUCUCACCUAAUUUAUCAUGAUUAUUAUUUGUUUUCCUCCCCACUCACACGCAGAUCACAAGCACACAUCAUCCUCUCCCCAUAUCUUCGUAUCUCUGUUCUCCAAGAGGGAAAAAUUUGAAUUCUCGCUGAUCUGGUGGAGUUUAAGCUUUCACUGUAUGUGCAAUAUGCAUUUCUUUCUUUCUUUUAAAAAAAAUGCUUUAAUGAGUCCAUCAGAAGUAGGAUUUUCACUCCUGAAGCUUCCAUCGCUACUUUCUCCUCCAUUUUGUUCUUUUUAUUUUAAGCUUGUAGUCUGUUUAUACUCUAUUUCUCACUUUGUUUUAGCAGGUACCGAGUGAUUCUGUAUAUACCUGUACGUAUUUUGUUUGAGAAGCAGCACACGGCAUGCGUUUAUGGAUCCCGUCUGUUACUAUUAAAACUAUAUAAAUUCCAGAGAACAAAGAGGUGUGCUUUAAUUAUUUUCCUUUUAUAGUUUAAGGACAUUGGACACAAUAGAGCGUCUCUCUUACAACGGGACGGCUUCUUUUUUUUGUUGUUGUUGUUUUUGGUUCACAUAUUAGUGAAAUCUAAAGAGUAAUGGCUUCACUACAUUUCACUUUUAUUGUAUUCAGUAUCUUGGACGCAUGCUGUUAAUUUUGUUUCCCAUUCUUUUUAAAAAGCUGUAGUGUUAUAGGCAGGAUCUUGUCACUAAAGUAAAACGUAAAAAAAAAAAAAAAAAAAAGAAUAGAUAUUGCUAACCCAGUCCUUUCUACGAUGUCUACAUGCACUGUCGAUGCCAUGUGCGGAGUCUUGUGGGGUUGAAGCGAAACGCCACCAUCAGCCGUUCCAUUCAACAUUUUAUGCAUUUCAGUGGCCUUUUUUAAGAAGUUUUAGAACAGUACGUUUAAAAGAUCACUGCAGAUGGAUUGAUGGCUGUCUGCUCUGGUUUAGACUUUAUUUUUCUUUGUUUUUCCCGUCAUCGUGUAAAAUAGGUGUGUGGCUUAAUACAUGCAAGCUGUGCUGUGACUACCAACCACUGAAGAGUUCAUUAAAAUAAACUUGUACAUUGUAAAGUC